AUGAGUGAGAAGUUUGAUUAAUUUUUAACAUUUAUUGAAGAACUUGAAUUAGAAGAGUAUUUGCCUGCAAUAAUAGAAAAUGGAUUUGAUGAUUGGGAUUCACUUAAAGAACUGACUGAGGAUUUAAUUUAUAAGUGCGGGAUUUGCACUGAAGAAGUAAAAGUUUAGUAGAUAAUUGCAUGCAUUAAGGGAGCAGAGUAGUAUGAAUAUUAAAAAAAGGCACCUUAGCAAAAAGAAUAAAUAAAAGAAAUAGUUAGAAGACCUAACGAAGUAUCGAAGGUAGAUAUAAUAAAAUCAGCCUCUAAGAAAAAAGAUAAGGAUGUUGGAGAUAACAAGUUUUUAGCUAGUAUAAAUGUGCUCUCUAUUACAGAUAAAAAUUUUUAAUACAUUGGAGAAGAAAUCAGAUUUUGCUAAAAUUUAAAAACAUUGCAUUUAUUUUCAAAUCAACUUAUUAAAUUGGACAACCUCUAAUCACUAACUAAAUUAACCACACUUUAACUUGAUAAUAACUUCUUGACUAAAAUAGAAGGAUUGAAUACUCUCAUAAAUUUAGAAAAAUUGUAUCUUAAUAAGAAUAGAAUUGCUAGGCUAGAAGGAUUAGAGAAUUGCAGCAAUUUAAGGGAAAUAUAAAUUAACAAUUAGUAGAUUGGCGAUGUAGUUUUUACUUUUGAUGAAGAAAGCAUGAAGGGAAUAGGAGAGAGUUUAUAUUCUAUAGAAUGCGAGAAAAACAAUAUUUAAGAAAUAGAUUCCUUUGUUUACUUAGUAGGAUUGGCAAAACUUAAGAUAUCAAAUAACACCAUACAAAAAUUUGAUAAUUUACUUGAGCCUCUUUCAUCAAUGAAGUAUUUAAGCGAACUUACAGCUAAGGGAAAUCCUAUUUCAACCAUUUAAAAAUAUAGAGACAGAAUUGUCUUAAUGUCUAAAUCUUUAUAAUAGCUUGAUGACAAGAAAAUAUUGCCAUCAGAAAGAGAGUUUCUUCUCAAUUUGUGGAGAAAAAAGCAUGGUAUGCUUGAGGAAAAAAAAGAAGAUCCAAAUGAGAAAUCAAAAACAAAAAUAGAUCCUUCUAAAACAUUGGCUUCAGUUGAGGGAAAAAUGAUUUAAGCUAUGUAUACAGACGAUUAACAAUUUAAAAAUCCAUAAAAUUAUCAAAAGUUAAAUGUAGCCAAAGAUGUAAGAGGUAACUAAGCAAUAACAGGCACUAAGCACAUUCCAAAAAUAUAAUCAAGGCCUUCAAAUUAAUUCUUCUGA
Molecule: messenger RNA, 1248 nt
Organism: Tetrahymena thermophila SB210
Lineage: Eukaryota; Ciliophora; Oligohymenophorea; Hymenostomatida; Tetrahymenidae
Product: protein phosphatase 1 regulatory subunit, putative
Exons: 5
Molecular function (GO): protein binding
Source: RefSeq, a predicted model, not a curated record